This is a messenger RNA of Pyricularia oryzae 70-15, 810 nucleotides long. RefSeq lists its product as uncharacterized. Lineage: Eukaryota; Fungi; Ascomycota; Sordariomycetes; Magnaporthales; Pyriculariaceae. The record is from RefSeq and is a predicted model, not a curated record. The transcript has a single exon. Bases 1 to 810 code for a protein of 269 amino acids.
AUGGUGAGACAUUAUCAGCUUUAUGGCACGGGCACUUUCAGUCCUUCUGACUUGAUUUCUCCUGGUUUCUCCACGAUACACAGCACCGGAACACUGCCCUACUGCCACACGUUCUUCUACGGCUCCUCUGGACGUUACCCUGCCUUCACCUGCGGCGGCACGAGUCGGACCGCCCCGUCGGUCUACCUAACCGUCAAGCCCGGCACGACGAGAUUCUUCGCUACCUCGACCAGCCUGGCGACUCUCCGCACCACAGUCACCUCCUCCAACGGCGCUGCCGUCACCAAGGUAGUAACUGUGACCCCAACCGGCCCGACGAAUGGCAGGACCGGCGACGUCGACGAGAGUGGUGGCGCCAGCAGUGGUAGUCUACAGCCAUCCAACAAUGGUGGCGGCAGCGAUAACGGCGGCGGUGGCAGUAGCAGCGCAAACACGGGCGCCAUCGUGGGAGGCGCGGUCGGCGGUGCGGCGGUCCUCGCUGUUUUCGCACUGGCUGCCGUCCUGCUCUACCGUCGCAGGAAAAAGAACACGAGCCACCCCGAUGGCGCUUCCGCCGGGCCGUCGGGGAGCGGGUACUACCCCAUGUCGCCGAGCCAGCCCGACUCGACGGCCUUUACGCCGUCGUCCUACAACACCCCGGGUAUUCCGUGGGCUCAGAACAACGGCCACUCGGUGUCGAGCGUCUCCCCCGGCCUGAGUUUGCCGCCCAACGCCCCGCACUAUGAGGGAGCGUAUCCCAAAUACCCUGCACCCAUGGCCGAGGUCGACGGGACUGGGCCGAACCGGGCGCACGAGAUGGCGGCGAACUGA